CCAGGUGUGAGUAGCAUGGUCAAUGCCCCCGUGAUGAGUGGCGCCGGAAACCUCAUGGAUUUCCUCGACGAGCCUUUCCCCGACGUGGGCACCUACGAGGACUUCCACACCAUCGACUGGCUGCGGGAGAAGUCUCGGGACACGGACAGACACAGAAAGAUCACCAGCAAAAGCAAGGAGUCCGUGUGGGAGUUCAUCAAGAGCUUGCUGGACGCCUGGUCGGGAUGGGUGGUGAUGCUGCUCAUCGGCCUGCUGGCGGGCACCCUGGCUGGGGUCAUCGAUCUCGCCGUGGACUGGAUGACCGACCUGAAGGAAGGGGUCUGCCUGUCCGCCUUCUGGUACAGCCACGAGCAGUGCUGCUGGACCUCCAACGAGACCACUUUUGAGGACAGGGACAAGUGUCCUCUGUGGCAGAAAUGGUCGGAGCUGCUGGUGAAUCAGUCGGAGGGUGCCAGCGCCUACAUUCUCAAUUACCUGAUGUACAUCCUGUGGGCCUUGCUGUUCGCCUUUCUGGCUGUCUCCCUGGUGCGCGUGUUCGCGCCCUACGCCUGCGGCUCAGGUAUUCCCGAGAUCAAGACCAUUUUGAGUGGCUUCAUCAUCAGGGGCUACUUGGGGAAGUGGACCCUGCUGAUCAAGACCGUGACCCUGGUGCUGGUGGUGUCGUCGGGCCUGAGCCUUGGGAAGGAAGGGCCCCUGGUGCACGUGGCUUGUUGCUGUGGCAACUUCUUCAGCAGCCUUUUCUCCAAGUACAGCAAGAACGAGGGCAAGAGGCGUGAGGUGCUCUCCGCGGCGGCGGCUGCCGGCGUGUCCGUCGCCUUCGGCGCGCCCAUCGGAGGGGUGCUUUUCAGUCUGGAGGAGGUCAGCUACUACUUUCCCUUGAAGACCCUGUGGCGCUCCUUCUUCGCAGCCCUGGUGGCGGCCUUCACGCUGCGAUCCAUCAACCCAUUUGGGAACAGCCGCCUCGUUCUCUUCUACGUGGAGUACCACACGCCCUGGUACAUGGCCGAGCUCUUCCCCUUCAUCCUGCUCGGGGUCUUUGGGGGCCUGUGGGGAACCCUCUUCAUCCGCUGCAACAUCGCCUGGUGCCGGAGGCGCAAAACCACCAGGCUGGGCAAGUACCCGGUGCUGGAGGUCAUCGCGGUGACCGCCAUCACCGCCAUCGUCGCCUACCCCAACCCCUACACGCGCCGCAGCACGAGCGAGCUCAUCUCGGAGCUGUUCAACGACUGUGGGGCCCUCGAGUCCUCCCAGCUCUGCGACUACAUCAACGACCCCAACAUGACGCGGCCCGUGGACGACAUCCCCGACCGGCCGGCCGGGGUCGGGGUCUACACCGCCAUGUGGCAGCUCGCCCUGGCGCUCGUCUUCAAGAUCGUCAUCACCAUCUUCACCUUCGGCAUGAAGAUCCCGUCGGGCCUCUUCAUCCCCAGCAUGGCCGUGGGCGCGAUGGCGGGCAGGAUGGUGGGCAUCGGCGUGGAGCAGCUGGCCUACCACCACCACGACUGGAUCAUCUUCAGGAACUGGUGCAGGCCUGGGGCCGACUGUGUCACCCCAGGGCUCUAUGCAAUGGUGGGAGCUGCGGCCUGCCUAGGUGGCGUGACCAGGAUGACGGUGUCCUUGGUGGUCAUCAUGUUUGAGCUGACCGGCGGUCUGGAGUACAUUGUGCCGCUGAUGGCGGCGGCCGUCACCAGCAAGUGGGUGGCCGAUGCCUUUGGCAAAGAGGGCAUCUACGAGGCCCACAUCCACCUGAACGGAUACCCGUUCCUGGACGUGAAGGACGAGUUCACCCACCGCACGCUGGCCACCGACGUCAUGCGGCCCCGGCGGGGGGAGCCGCCGCUGUCUGUGCUCACCCAGGACAGCAUGACGGUGGAGGACGUGGAGACGCUCAUCAAGGAGACCGACUACAACGGCUUCCCCGUGGUGGUCUCCAGAGACUCCGAGCGCCUCAUCGGAUUUGCCCAGAGGCGGGAGCUGAUCCUUGCAAUAAAGAAUGCCAGGCAGAGGCAGGAGGGCAUCGUGAGCAACUCCAUCAUGUACUUCACGGAGGAGCCCCCUGAGCUGCCGGCCAACAGCCCGCACCCCCUCAAGCUGCGGCGCGUCCUCAACCUCAGCCCCUUCACGGUCACCGACCACACGCCCAUGGAGACGGUGGUGGACAUCUUCCGCAAACUGGGGCUCCGGCAGUGCCUGGUGACGCGGAGCGGGAGACUGCUUGGCAUCAUCACCAAAAAGGAUGUUCUGAGACACAUGGCCCAGAUGGCAAACCAGGACCCUGAAUCCAUCAUGUUUAAUUAGAAACAAGGUGGCAGUUAUUUUGAGAAAAACACAACUGUGUCAUUAAAAAAAAUAAAUACUAAGUUACUACCCCAGCGAGUGGCCGUGAGCUGGAGACGGGAAACAAACUUGGCUUGCAAGGAAGAGAAGACCACGGACCCUUUUUCAAAACCAAGCGCCCAGGGUAGCGUUUCCCCGCGGCAGCCCCUUCUGAGCGUCAGGCUUGCUCUCGGUGACCCGCAGGCUGCGAGGGCCGUGAGCUGGGCGGGCGGCUGCCCGCCUCCCGCGCUGCGCACAGGGAGUUCGGACGCGCUCGCCCGUGUGGAAGCGGCUGUGGCGAAGCGCCAGUCGCAAAGGCAAGGGGGCCUCGGCGUGCCAGCGUCCCUCCGACGGCCGAGCCUGGGCUGCCGCGGCAGGUCUGACUCCCACGCGGCUCGCGCUUUCUGCGGACGGGAGAAGCGGUGAAGGAGCCUAGCGAAGGCCGCUCGGCCCGCCCGUUCCCGGCGCCCUUUCCAGCCGGGUCUCUGGCUUGUCCGUCAGUUUCUGACCCGGCCCGCCACGGCGCUGUGGAGAGAGCAUCUCUCUACGCAAGACCGGCCCCUCGGGACUGCGCGGCACAGCGCCGCCCUGCGGAAGGCUGCCCUGGACUGCCGGCCACACGGGACUCGCCCUCACUUUGCGGACAUACACACCCCUCGUUGAUUUACACCUCCAUUGCGUUUACUUCGUUUAUUUAUUACUGUUGCCUGCGCAUUUUGUUUCUAAGAUGUAUUUAUUUAUGCACACAAGGACUGGGGCACAGGCCAGAGGUGAGGGGCGCUGAGAGGACU
This is a messenger RNA of Condylura cristata (star-nosed mole), 3107 nucleotides long. It is a transcript of the gene CLCN4, whose product is annotated as chloride channel, voltage-sensitive 4. Gene Ontology annotation, biological process: transmembrane transport; chloride transport. Gene Ontology annotation, molecular function: voltage-gated chloride channel activity. The record is from RefSeq and is a predicted model, not a curated record. The coding region runs from base 16 to 2298 and encodes 760 amino acids. Gene Ontology annotation, cellular component: synaptic vesicle; early endosome; membrane. NCBI's taxonomy places the organism in Eukaryota, Metazoa, Chordata, Mammalia, Eulipotyphla, Talpidae. The transcript is spliced from 11 exons.